Molecule: messenger RNA, 3603 nt
Organism: Actinia tenebrosa (Australian red waratah sea anemone)
Lineage: Eukaryota; Metazoa; Cnidaria; Anthozoa; Actiniaria; Actiniidae
Product: coiled-coil domain-containing protein 102A
Cellular component (GO): myosin complex
Source: RefSeq, a predicted model, not a curated record
UUCCAUGUCAACUACGAAUGCUUGCAAAUCAGAUAAUCGCGAUAUUUUAAUGAAAUUUUAACAGCCUCGUGAUCGUAGGAUUUUAAAGAUUUCUGCUGCAAAAACAUACAAUUGUGAGGUAGAUUAAGGUUUUAGAUUUUUUGAAAAUUGAUUCGGAGACGGCGGUGAGUGUUGUUUAGAAGAAAAACAGCAUAAACGAUAAAUCAUUUAUCACUUUCACGCCAUUUAUAUUUCAGUGUUUGUUUGUAGUGAUCACCCAGCUGAUAAACAUCUCAUGCACCGUUUUUGCGUGUUUCGUUGAUCUACGAGGAUAACUUUGGACAAAACUAAUCAACUCGAGCACAGAUUCAAGAGCGCAUUUGUUUUGGAGCUUCACUCUUCCGUGCGUGACGUACUCACUAAACCUGGAACCCUGAAGUUGGAUUCCAUGGAGUUUGUUCUGGUAUUUUAGCAAGCAAACAGGCCUGAGGUUAACAAGCCAAAAUGAUUGUGAAGCUGAUAGCAAGGUCUCUGUAACCACUUCACAUGACAAUACAAAACAGAGAGCUUUUUGUGGAGUUGUUUAUGGUUCAAUAUUUAGUCGCUUUGGUUCUUUGUUCGUCUAUCACAAAAACAUGUCGGAUGAUAGUGUUACUUUGGAUAUUCUUCAGCCUCCUAAGUACCCAAGCUCUGAAGACUUUGAUUCAAGAGAUGAACUACGAGAAAGAGAACUUGAAGAAGCUCGAGCAAGAGCUUCACAGAUGGAAAAGACGAUGCGAUGGUGGUCUGACUGUACAGCAAAUUGGAGAGAAAAAUGGGGCAAAGUACGAGCAGAGCGGAACAAAGCCCGCGAAGAAAACAGGCAAUUAAAGCUGAAACUAGAAUCGGCAGCUAAGGAAAUCUCAAGCUUAAGACGUGAAAAGCAGGAUUUAAAUGAUGGAAGAAUUCGUUUAGAGAGGGAAAUUGAUAAGCUGGAGAAAGAGUUAAGGAAAGACAGGCGGGCAAUACCGUCAGCUCGUGUGGAGCCAUCAUUAAAAGGUCAAAAUGAAGAUGAUCUAAAUAUAAACGUCUAUGGAAGGACUGUACCUAAACCUGGCUCUGAACAACAGUUUGUUCGACAAAUAUUGGAAAAGAAUGAUUAUUACGAUGAAGAAGAACUUGACUACGCUUUCCCAGAAGACGAACGAAGAAGACCUAGUAGUUCGAAAAUUAGAGGUCAAAAUUACGAACUUGAUGACAACAAUAAUCAUGAAAUCAGAAUUCUCAAGCGAAAAUUAGAAGAGAUGGAACGUCUUUUAAGUGAUGAAAGAAGUUCCAAGAGUAAUUUAAUGGAGGAAAUAGAUUGUCUACAGUCAGACCUGACGUCACUGAAAUCAAUCAAUGAAGACCUGAAGUCUAACAAAGCUGGUACAGAAUCAGAGCUUGCGAGGAUGAAGAAUCGAUACCAUAAAGACGUCAAUGGAUUAAAUGCUGAUUCAGAGGAAGUGUAUAGCUCCUCUGUGAAUGCCAAGAAGCUUAAAGAAAUGAGAGCUGAGAUUGAACGACUGCAAACAGAUAACUCCCUCGAGUGGAGCAAGAGGGAAAAGCUGGAAACCGAGAAGGCAGCUUUGGAAAGAGAAAAUAAGAAAUUAAAAAACCAAGUAGAGGAUUUGGAAAGUCUGUUAAACCACAAAACAGCCAGAGCAUCAAAGAUCAUGGACACAGAUUUAAAACAGCUGCAAACACAAGUCGAAGAGAAAUCCGCGGAACUGGUAGAUCUGAGAUAUGCGUACAAUAAAAUCAAAAAACAGUUCCAAGAAAAGACGGCGGAACUCGAGCACUCGAACAAGAGAGUUGAACAACACGACAUUGAAGUCAAGAAAMUACGCAUGCGUGUAGAAGAGUUGAAGUUAGAGUUAGCCAAAGCAGAAGAUGAGAUCGACUCUCAAUCGAACCAAGCUCGUAAGAUCCAGAGAUCUUUAGACGAGCAAACAGAGCGAGCAGAGAGCCUGCAGGUUCAAGUACAACACUUAACGUCCAGAUUACGAACCUCAAAUAUUUCUAGUAACAAUACUCGCAAGUAUUCAAGGAAGUCUCCUGUCCAUAUAUCUACAGACGAUGACAGUGAUUUAGAUUGAAGACAGGAUACCUUGGAAUCGAGCAAGCAGUAAACCUGGGGUGCUUACCAUUCACCGGAAAAACUGAAAAUUCUGAACACAAAUUUAGCAAACGAAUUUCCAACCGGAUGGAUUGGCUUAAAUAGUAAGCAUCCCUGGAUUUCGGAUUAUGCCAGGAUAACGUUCCAGACUGAUGAUAAUGAUAUAAGACGUGCUGCUGUUGCUGCUGCUGCUGCGGCUGAUGAUGAUGAUGACAGCAGUGUGUUAUACAAAAUGUGCCUGAAACCAAGACUUAUGCAAAUCCUUUUAUCAAUUAACCACCUUAAACUUAUCUUGCAAGAGGUUAUUGCACUGCUUUCCCUUGCCGCGAGAACUAAGGUUCAGGUCAAACGUCGAACAUCACAUUAGCCGAACCUAAUCGAAACAAUGGAUAACAAGGUGGUGGUUCUUUGAUGUCAUUAGGUUCGGCUCAUGUGAACCUUGACGUUUAAACUUAGGUGUGUUCUUUUCACAUUACGUGUUAUUCUCUUUAGAAUAAGAUUCUUUGUUUUGGUCGUAUCCAUAUUCAUGUGUCUUCUUCUGCACAAUCGCAAACAAAGAAAUUAUACUCAAGGGAGUGACACGUUUCGAGAGGGAAAUGGACUAACUUAGUUCAUUCUCUCUUGCACAUCUGAAAUGGGAAAAAAUUAUCCCAAGCUAAAAAACUUCUAUAGACCCCUUUACAGCACGUCGGAAUGCAGCUCAAUUCGGAGCACAUAACAAUAGGUUUCCAAUUCUCAGGAGAUUGAAAUUAUUUUGUUUUAUCCUCCAAAUUGAUCGAAUUGAUCGAAUAUGGAAUUUUAAUCUUUUUGCACACUGGAAAAUUUUUACCAAGAAAAUGUUUUUAAAUAAGCAAUAGGCCUAUGCCACGUUCGAUAAAUAAAAUGCCUAACAUGAAUUUGGGUUACCAGGAAUAAAACUAUCAAACCCUUAUCAAGGAAAUAAGUAGAUCUAGUGCUGAAUAUCAGUGCAAUCCCUGUGGUGCAAUAUUGUCGUUGAGUGGCGAGCGCGAUUCUAAUACUUGAUAGAAACUUCAUGUAUGAUACAGCCUUGUAUUUACGAAAGAAAUGAAUUUGGAAAUAUCAUAUUUCUGUACAUACAUGAAGUACCGUACCUCGUCUUAACCUGUUAUCCAACGUGGCCUAUUCCCUUGUCUCUUGUCAUAAUUUAUCAGCCUGGUUCACACGAAAAAUGCGAAUGCGAAUUUCAUUUCCUUUCAACUUUGCGCGCCCGCGCGCGUUGAUUGCAUCACGAAUAAACAGAAAUAAAAGUGAGUACAAUUGUGGACUAUCGCAGUAGUGCUUGAUUAUACAUUUWAAAAAAUCCUUUGCACCUACUGCGCUUGCGUAUUGAUUUGUUCGCAUUUGCGUUUCACAUGUAAACAUUUCUUGCGAUUGUGUUUGUAUUUGCAAGGCUCUUGCGAACCAGGCCGUUUGAGGAAAGGUGUUUUUAUUCGAAAAUAAUUAUUAAAUCCUAAUUAUUAAAUAUG